AUGACGAGUUUCAUGAUAGUAUCGACAAAAGUCAAGAACAGAGCUGAAGACAAAGCCGCGCCGUUCGUCCAUCCCGGUAUGAGCUUAGGCACGAUGGGGGGUGGCACCGGUGGGGCCCCGAUGUGUUCGGCUGGAGAUUCCGAAGCUCCAACUUUUAUCAUGGAACGCUUCCCACUCAAGUCUUCCGCGAACAAAAUGGCUGCGACGUACCAGUCGGUUUACAAAAAGGGGGCAGGCAGCACGAAUGGUCGCGGGGUGGCGUCGACGGGGGAAGAGGACAUGGUAGACAUAACGCCGGGGCUGCAACAGGCGGCCGUAACCUCGCCCACAACCCCCACCAACCACGGCACCUUCCAGCUGUACGAGCACAGCGGCAGAAACUCAAACGCCAGAAGCAACUGGGACGCAGUUAUAUUUUCCGGUAUGCAGGGUGAUACUGAUGAUAUCCCUGGAAUUGGCCAAUAUGAUGAUUUCCAUACUAUUGAUUGGCAGCGUGACAUUGCUAGGGACCGGAUGAGACACAGAUACAUUGUUAAGAAAAGGCAAGAUUCAUUGUGGGAUCUUAUAAAAGGUGCACAUGAUGCAUGGUCUGGUUGGGUCUGCGUGCUAUUGGUGGGAGUUUGUACCGGAGUUGUGGCUGGUGUUAUAGAUAUUGGAGCUUCUUGGAUGACCGAUCUCAAAUUUGGUAUAUGCUCUCAAGCAUUUUGGUUUAACCGAGAACAAUGCUGUUGGUCAAGUGAUGAGACCACAUUUGAUCAAGGCAAUUGCUCACAGUGGCUCACUUGGCCCCAAGUGUUUGGCGAAUCGCGUGAAGGUGCUGGAGCAUACAUCAUUAGCUAUCUAUUUUACAUUGUGUGGGCACUCACAUUUGCUGCUCUCUCUGCUUCCCUUGUACGCAUGUUUGCACCUUACGCCUGUGGUUCUGGUAUACCAGAGAUAAAAACAAUCUUGAGUGGCUUUAUUAUCCGUGGGUACCUUGGAAAAUGGACUCUCAUCAUCAAGGUUGUGGGGUUGAUAUUGUCUGUGUCAUCUGGUCUGUCCCUGGGAAAGGAAGGUCCCAUGGUGCACAUUGCUAGUUGCCUUGGUAACAUCUUAUCUUAUCUGUUCCCGAAGUAUGGUCGCAAUGAGGCUAAAAAGCGUGAAAUUCUGUCUGCUGCCGCCGCUGCAGGCGUUUCCGUUGCUUUUGGUGCACCUAUUGGCGGUGUUCUUUUCAGUCUUGAAGAGGUUUCCUACUAUUUCCCAUUGAAGACACUGUGGCGUUCCUUCUUCUGUGCUUUGAUCGCGGCUUUCAUUCUGCGUUCUAUCAAUCCUUUUGGGAAUGAGCAUUCUGUUCUGUUUUUCGUUGAGUAUAACAAGCCGUGGAUAUUCUUUGAGCUGAUUCCUUUUGUCGGCCUUGGAAUUAUCGGGGGUUGCAUUGCAACUAUAUUCAUCAAAGCAAACAUAUACUGGUGUCGUUACCGUAAAUAUUCGAAGCUCGGCCAAUAUCCAGUGACUGAAGUUCUUGUGGUCACCCUAGUGACAGCUAUCAUCGCCUACCCUAAUCCAUAUACGCGUAUGAACACAAGUCAGCUUAUCUAUCUACUGUUCAAUCAAUGUGGAAUAUCCAACUCUGACCCUCUAUGUGACUACAACCGUAAUUUCACGGAUGUGAACUCCGCCAUUGAGAAGGCCGCUGCUGGUCCUGGCGUUUAUCACGCCAUAUGGCUGUUGUUCCUUGCGUUGGUCUUAAAACUCGUCAUGACUGUAUUCACUUUUGGCAUCAAAGUACCCUGUGGUCUCUUCAUCCCCAGUCUUGCACUUGGAGCUAUCGCUGGUCGUAUUGUUGGCAUUGGAGUGGAACAAUUGGCAUACAAAUAUCCCAAGAUUUGGCUUUUCUCCGGCGAAUGUUCCACUGGGGAUGACUGCAUAACACCUGGGUUGUAUGCAAUGGUUGGCGCUGCGGCCGUACUUGGUGGUGUAACCAGAAUGACAGUUUCCCUAGUGGUGAUAAUGUUCGAGUUGACGGGUGGGGUGCGCUAUAUUGUUCCCCUAAUGGCAGCGGCAAUGGCAUCUAAAUGGGUUGGUGACGCCCUGGGAAGGCAGGGUAUAUAUGAUGCUCAUAUCGCCCUCAAUGGAUAUCCAUUCCUUGACAGUAAAGAUGAGUUCCAGCACACAUCACUUGCCGCAGAUGUUAUGCAGCCUAAGCGUAACGAGACUUUGGCUGUGAUUACACAGGAUUCAAUGACAGUGGAUGAUGUAGAAACACUUCUUAAAGAAACUGAGCAUAAUGGAUACCCUGUGGUAGUGUCCAAAGAGUCGCAAUAUCUAGUUGGCUUUGUCCUGCGCAGGGAUCUGAACUUGGCUAUAGCGAACGCGCGCAGGACCAUCGAGGGCAUCACCGGCCAGUCGGUGGUGAUAUUCGCGGGCAACGGCAACCCGCCCCCCGGCCCGCCGACCUAUCUGCCGCUGAACCGUAUUCUGGACAUGGCACCCAUCACGGUCACUGAUCAGACCCCCAUGGAGACUGUGGUCGACAUGUUCCGCAAGCUGGGCCUCAGGCAGACCCUCGUCACACACAAUGGACGUCUGCUGGGCGUUAUCACCAAGAAGGACGUGCUACGGCACGUGAAGCAGAUGGACAAUGAGGAUCCCAAUUCAGUACUGUUCAAC
Molecule: messenger RNA, 2649 nt
Organism: Iphiclides podalirius (scarce swallowtail)
Lineage: Eukaryota; Metazoa; Arthropoda; Insecta; Lepidoptera; Papilionidae
Source: the annotation of a GenBank genome assembly